Messenger RNA from Perognathus longimembris pacificus (Pacific pocket mouse), 540 nucleotides. It is a transcript of the gene Il22, whose product is annotated as interleukin 22. Gene Ontology annotation, cellular component: extracellular region. The coding region runs from base 1 to 540 and encodes 179 amino acids. NCBI's taxonomy places the organism in Eukaryota, Metazoa, Chordata, Mammalia, Rodentia, Heteromyidae. The transcript is spliced from 5 exons. The record is from RefSeq and is a predicted model, not a curated record.
AUGGCUGCCCUGCAGAAAUCUGUGAGCUCUUCCCUCAUGGGCACUCUGGCUGCCGGCUGCCUGCUCCUCAUUGUUCUGUGGGUACAGGGGGGUACCUCGGUGCCCAUCACUUCCAACUGCCGGCUUGAUGAGUCUGACUUUCAGCAGCCCUACAUCAUUAACCGUACCUUCAUGCUGGCCGAGGAGGCUAGCUUUGCAGACAACAACACAGAUGUCCGGCUCAUUGGGGACAAACUGUUCCGAGGAGUCCAUGUGAAAAAGCAUUGCUACCUGAUGAAACAGGUGCUCAACUUCACCCUUGAGGAAGUACUGCUCCCCUACUCUGACAGAUUCCAGCCCUACAUGCAAGAAGUGGUACCCUUCCUGGUUAGGCUCAGUGGCCAGCUCAACCAAUGUCACAUCAUGGGUAAUGACCAGCAAGUCCAGAGGAAGGUCCAACAGUUGAAGGACACAGUAAAAAUGCUUGGAGAGAGUGGAGAGAUCAAAGCAAUUGGAGAACUGAAUUUGCUGUUCAUAGCCCUGAAAAAUGCCUGCAUCUGA